AUGGAGCUGAUUGAAGAUACUUCUGGCAACACAGCUUUGAUGCUGGCAGCUUACAAUGGCAGGCUCGAGGUCUUGCGCUUCCUGGUUGAAGCUGGUGCCCAGCUUCACGUUCGAUCCAUGGGCGGUGAGACGUGUUUGAAUCUUGCAGCCCAGAAGGGGGGUGCUGAUGUGGUGCGCUAUCUCUUGGAACUGGACCUUGACAUGGAUGCCGCAGACGACACCAAAACAAACUCCUUGAUGUUGGCGGCUCGCUAUGGUCAGGUGGGAGCUGCACGUGUGCUGCUGGAGAGCGGGGCCAACAGAAACUUGGUGGAUAUCGCCGGCGCCACGCCGCUGAUGCUCGCAGCUUUCCAAGGCCACAUCGAAAUCAUAAAGAUGCUGCUUGAGGCUUCGGUAGAGCCAGACGUGGUGGACACUGACGGCGGCACGGCCCUGUACCUGGCCUCCCACGAGGGGAAGAAGGAUGUGGUGCGCUUGCUACUGCAGGCCCGCGCUAAUCCGGAUGCGGCUACCAAGCGGGGCACCACAGGUUUGAUGAAGGCUUCGCUGAAUGGUCACGAAGAUACAGUGCAUUUGCUUCUCCGCGCGGCCGCAGACCAAAACAGAGUUACCGAGGCGGGAUCCACUGCGCUGAUGAUGGCAGCUUUCGAGGGCCAUCUCGAGAUCGUGGAGGCUCUCUUAGACAACGGCUGCAUUCGGGACUGGAGGGACACGGAGGGCACCAGCCGCGGAAUCUGCCCCAUCAUGGACUGGGCCGACAAUGAGGGCACCACCGCCCUUAUGGAAGCCUCGCAACAGGGCGAGAGGAACGUCGUACGGCUGCUUUUAAGCCGACGUGCCGAUACGAAUUUGAUGGACAGGAACGGUAAGACGGCCUUGAUGUUGGCCUCCGAAGAAGGCCAUGAAUCAAUAGAGCCCUUGCUUCGGGCGAGUCCCUUUGGCGGCCAGCCAUGUAUAUGA
Molecule: messenger RNA, 960 nt
Organism: Symbiodinium sp. CCMP2456
Lineage: Eukaryota; Dinophyceae; Suessiales; Symbiodiniaceae
Source: the annotation of a GenBank genome assembly